AAAACAAACGCACAUGCCACAUUCAGUAACCGCUUUGGUGCGCGCGGUAUGGGUCGUGUAGAUGAAUUGAGUUCGCAGAAUGUCGCCCCCACACACUGAAACGGGCAACUCGCCCGUCCCUGUGCCAGAGGCUUCCCCAAUGGCUCAGAGUGCAGCAUCACCUUGCCAAGAAGGCGAUCAAUCUCUGGACGACAGCCAAGACCUUUCAGCAUCCAUGUCUCAAGAUGAAGAUGUUGACGGAGUCGAUCUCGUUAACAGGGAUGCAGGCGGAUGGACCCUGCUCACCCUCCCCCCGGAGAUUUUGCUUAAUAUUAUCUCCUUCCUCGAUGCAAGGGUGGUCGUCCAUCGCCUGAGUUUGGUUUGCAAGGAGCUCCAUCGGCUGAUUUCCAACGACGCCACUUGGAAGAUCCGCAUCGGCAAACGAUGGCCCAAGCAGUAUCCUGUCACACCAGUCGAUGACAGCAAGUUCAACUGGCAGCUUGCGUGCAUGGAACGCGAGGAGCAGUACAGACUGUGGUCAGAUCCGGCCAAAACAGAGCACUUCGAGUUGACCUCGGGUCACUUUGGAGAAAUCGACUCUGUCCAUCUGAUGCAGGGUGGUGACCUGUGUAUCUCGGGAUCCAGAGAUCGUUCCUUCCAUUUGUGGGAUCUUCGAAAACUGGACGCCAGUAAUCGCCAAGGUUCCAUUGAUGCCGCCAAGCUCAAAUCUGUGGGCGGCCACAAAGGAUGGGUUUGGCACAUUACGUCGCGAGACAACAUCAUGUGUACGGCGUCGUGGGACCAGUGGGUCAAAUUAUGGGAUAUCAACGCGGACUGUACUGCGCCCACACAGGGAUUUCGAGGGAGUUCUGCCUUCUUGUGUUCGGUGUUGCAUCAGAACGAGGUGCACGCCGGUGCUUACGAUAAACACAUCUACAUGUUUGACAGAAGAGACGAUAACCAGUCCAGCAAACUGCGGCUGCACAAGAUGCCGGUCCUGUGUUUAGCCUCAGACAACGACUACAUCAUAUCGGGAAGUGAGGACAUGACGAUAGCCGUGUUCGACCGCCGGGCGGGGAAACUGCUCAAGAAAAUUGAGCUGGAUAAGUUCCCCAUGUGUAUGUCCUACGGCUUGGGUCAGCUCUGGGUCGGACGGAAAGAUGGCAAAGUGAACGUCAUCGACCCCACCCAAGGAAAGUUCGACAUAGUACAGACAUACGACGUCGGCCACGAGAGCAAAGUAACUGGUAUCCUGCACAGCCUGGGAUCAGUGGUAACCUGCUCCACAGAUCGUACCAUCAAAAUCCAUGAGCCGAACCAUGAUCCUUCCCCCAUCCGUACCAUCGAGCACACGACCUCUCUCUCCGCCAUCCAUACCAACAACGGCGUCUUGGCAGCGGGAGGCAGCGAUCAGAGCGUCAACAUCUGGCGGCCGACAAGAGACGAAGAACAACCGAGAUUGGAGUCAGGCUAAUUGAAAACCUACUCACACAGAGACCCGGUGACGAAAAGCAAAACUGAGAAGGGGUAUAUAAUGAAGAAGUAAACAUGGGCGGAAAACAAAUGCGGUUUAUGUUAAGGAGAAUACACGAGAAAGUGUGGAUUCAUGAUUUAAGAAUUCACGAGGCACGAAGCGCCGACUGAAUUCGUAAAUUAAGAAUCCACACUUGCG
This is a messenger RNA of Patiria miniata (bat star), 1651 nucleotides long. RefSeq names its product F-box/WD repeat-containing protein 9-like (gene fbxw9). The transcript has 11 exons. Gene Ontology annotation, molecular function: protein binding. Bases 80 to 1453 code for a protein of 457 amino acids. Lineage: Eukaryota; Metazoa; Echinodermata; Asteroidea; Valvatida; Asterinidae. The record is from RefSeq and is a predicted model, not a curated record. Gene Ontology annotation, cellular component: preribosome, large subunit precursor.